AGUAAUGGUGGAAAUUAAAGAUUUUCCUUUCUUCUUUUAUGGAUCGUAAACGUGACAAAUCAAUGUUAUGAUGUAAGGGGAAUUGUUUUUUUAAUGGCUUGCUUUAAUGGUGAGAUAGCGUCUACAUUUCCAAGUGGAAGAUGGGAGGAAUUUUGCAAGGAUCGAGCCGACAACGCAGCCAAAGCUUUUUCACGUGAAUUCCUUCAGUUUCUCAACGAUAACCCUGUUUAUGAUGUCUCAGGGGCUUCGUACACCUUUUCGAAGCGUUUUGUUGAGUAUUUUCUCGAGUGUUUUAAUCAAGAAGUUCAUAAAAAUUGUUUAAUGGAUGAUAUCUUCGAACCGGAAUCACCGACCGAAGUUUUUGGUCCCGAUGAUUGGGGGUCGAACACGCAUUUGACAAGCAAUUUCAAACAUUUAGCGCCGGAGAAAAAGGACCGAGAAAAUGCUUUUAGUUUUAUGCGAAAGCUUCGAGAUGUCAAGGAUUUGUUCAAACGCUCUGUCGACGAAACUACGACUGCAAAGACGACGACGGCCGACAAUCGAGUUACAUCCCCUUCGGCAAAUGAUGAUCACCAAGGUCAACCGAUCGAAAAGAUUAAACCACUUUCCAGUACUAUUCGAAAGGAAGCAGUUAUGAAUUAUCUCAUGAAUUUAGACCAAGGAGUUGAUACAGAAGAUUUCUUCUGGCAGAAAUGCAGAGUCGUGAUACUAAARGCACCAGGGGGCUACAUGUUGGAGUUCUACUGUCCUCCUAAGUCACCUAAACCAAAGAAUGGCAUAUUUUGUUUUUUAAUUCACGAAGUCCGUCCUGCAACUGAACUGGAGAUGCCAAUGGGACAGAAUGUYUUUGUCAUCAAAGCUGUAAAUAAAAGGGAAUAUAUGUUAGCAGCAAAUGACAAAGAAGAAAUGGAUGCAUGGCUUAGCGAGCUCCAUUCAUGUAUUGAGGAGGAUCAAGGCUCAUCCUCCGUUCCUAGUACUCCAACAACUGCAGCUCCUAACCAAGAACUGACUUUAACGCAUGCGCCAGCUUCUACUCCACCUGGAUCAAGAAAAGGCAGACAGUCUUUGCACUUGAACCUACAAAAUACAACAGCUACUACUGGGUCAACUACAGAUUCAGAAAGUAGACAACCAAAAAAGAGAACUCCUUUAAGUCCUGGGUUUCGCCAGUCAUCCCUUAGGACUUUUAACAGACCACCGCCUUUGGAAAGCCCAAUUGAGCCCAUCAACAGAGGUCCACCUCCUGAAUUACCCCCGCGUUCUCCAACCAGUACUGAUUCGCCAUCAUUAGCAAUGAAUCCUCUUCCUCCUCAACUGGGACAAAUUCACAAUGAUGAAGAAUCACAGUCAGAAGARCCUCCUGUUUGGGUGUCAGCGUCAGGGCAUAACCAUCCCUUAGCGAACUAUCCCUGGUUUCAUGGUACUCUGUCAAGACUUGAUGCUUCCCAUCUGGUCUCACAGGGAAGUCAGCAAUGGCAUGGAAUAUUCUUGAUACGGCAAAGCGAAACAAGACAUGGGGAAUAUGUUUUAACAUUUAACUAUCAAGGAAGAGCCAAGCAUUUACGACUAUCUCUUAACGCCGAGGGACAAUGCCGGGUUCAGCAUCUUUGGUUUCAGAGUAUAUUUGAAAUGCUGGAACAUUUCCGUGCKAAUCCCAUUCCUCUUGAAAGUGGCGGACCUUCCGAUGUGAUGUUAACWAAUUUUGUAGUUGGCAGCAGCAACAGUACAUCGUCAACGCAGACCCUCCCAGCCCAUCAACGCCAAAAUAGCGGUGGAGAGGGCUUACGUCGAUCGUAUAGUGUCCAAGCAAACCGCAUAAACCGGCCGGCCGUAAUACAGGGUGGCUCCGUACGAGCAACUGUAGAAAGCAAUGACCAGAAUCAAAAUUCUCGAGCAGUAGAUAAUCCUUAUGCGUACGUAUAGAAUGCGUAAACAGAUUAUUUUAUAUUUAUAUUUUUGCUACAAAAAAUUAGUGAAUGGCAACUAGUCUGGAUCUGAUUCAGGGAAUUCAAUUGUAAAAAGUCUAUUGUGAAUAUCUUUAUUUUGUGAAUAGAAAAUCUUUAGAAAAUCUAGAAUUUUUUUUUAGAAAAUAUGCUAUUUUCUUCGAGGAAGCUUGUUGCUUGUUGCUUGAAGCUUGUUACUUGUUGCUCUUUGAUUUUUUUGUAUUUUUUCUGUUGAUAGAAGAUAAUGCAUAAUAUUAGCAAAGACUUCAAAAAUUCACUUCAUUUAAUUGUUUUUACUUUGCCUUUUUAGCUAUUUGAAUUUUUUAAAGAGAACUGUGUUUACUGUGACAGUAUUUUCAAUCAAACUGCUAAAUUGUAAAACUCUGUUAAACGGUCAUCAAGACUAGAGGUGACCGCUUUUGAGAGCUUGGCCGUUAAAUAUAGGUCACGUUUAGCUUUGAAUACAUAAGAGAAGUGACUUUUGGGAAAUUGAAUAGUGGCCGGUUAAUGGAUGUUGACUGGUUGCUAAAUAGAGGCUCUAUUGCAAUACGUGGUAGGGCUAACUCCUUUGUUUUCUUUUCCCUGGAGGAUUGAAAACAAAAGAGUUUGGCUGGCUCUACACCUAGGGUCACCCUAUCUCGUGUAAACAGGGACUAAUAGUCAAUAUAAAGUCUUUUUAUAACUGCAWUUUUUUAGAAAUUUUAUGUCAGUGYUCUUAUUUCCCCAUAUGACUGUCACUUGUAUUGUGAUAAGCGUCCAGUUUUGUAUAGAAACAUAAAGUUUGUAGUUAAACAAUCAUAGCUUCUUCGAAACUGCAUGCGUGCGGCGUAUAUGGUUUACAACGAAACCGAAAACGAUGACGAAUGAUUUUGGAAACGCUUAAAAAUGAAAUAUUUUUCAAAACCGCGUUUUGAAAACCACGACGCAUCUAAACGUAUACAGCUAUUUCAAAAAACGUUGUCGGGGAGAACGGCGAACAGCGAUUGUUGAAGGGAGAUUGCACGACCGAAAGGAACUAUGGUUACACUGUUUUGAUAAACAAAAUUUGACUUAUUGGAUUCACCUUACAUAGAAAUGGAGACUAAAUGGAGCCAUUGUUUACCAGAGACCAUCUUACAGUAUAAAUCAGUUGUUAUUGCAUUGAAACUAGUAAAGCCCAUGUGGCUACUUUCGGUCGUGCAAUCGCCGUUCGACCAUUGACAUUCGACAUUUUAUCCGACAACCUUUUUUGAAAUAAUUAUAUGCGGUUAAAAUAGUAUCUCCGGAUACGCUAAAGGGCUACAGCCAACCGGCAUGUACCACGGUAAUUACCGGAUUUAUACAAAUUUCAGUCCGUUUUAAAUCAAGUCGGGUAUUCUUGUACUAAAAGAAUACAUUAUGAUGUUUCGAUUCGGAGACUAUACUAUGAAUAUUAAGACUUUAGUUUGAAUUUUCCAAAUCUCAUGACCAAAGUGUUCACGGUUGGUCCUUAUAAAGGCAGGUUUAUACUUGCGAUGUUUGCAGAGCGAUUGUUGCACGAUAAUCUCCAUUUUGCUAUCGCGCAACUCAAAUCGGACGUGCAAACAGCCAAACGCCGUGAAGUUGAAGCUAAAUUUCAAGAACGUUCGAAACUCAUGGUCGCGCAACAAUCGCGAUACCAAAAAACGCAAGUGUAAACUGGCCUUUAACAACAGAUAUUUAAAUCUAAAAUGUAUUGAAUUUUUGACAAUUCGUGAAUAAAGUAGCCAAGAAACAAUC
Molecule: messenger RNA, 3680 nt
Organism: Exaiptasia diaphana
Lineage: Eukaryota; Metazoa; Cnidaria; Anthozoa; Actiniaria; Aiptasiidae
Product: SH2B adapter protein 1
Exons: 8
Coding region: 94-1923 (609 amino acids)
Biological process (GO): intracellular signal transduction
Cellular component (GO): plasma membrane
Molecular function (GO): transmembrane receptor protein tyrosine kinase adaptor activity
Source: RefSeq, a predicted model, not a curated record